GACCCCCGCAAGUCAUUGAAUAUUGAGAACGGUCGCGAAUAUGGAGCCGAUCCCAGCGACUGCAUUUGCUAUCUGCAAAAGUUAAUUACUGAAACCUGCAGAUGAUCUCCCAACAAUGAAAUACCACACCCAGCGCUAUCGACUAAGUCAAACCAGUCCCGACCGCGAUGGGGCUGAGAGGCAGCCGGAGCCUCGGUGGCCGUCUGCGUGUCCGCCUCCAGCCUGCAACCGCUGCCGCCAGUACAAGAAGAAAUGUAGCAAAACCCUACCGUCCUGCAGAUCGUGUACGGACGCUGGACGGAAAUGCUCGUAUUUCACGUCAGAUCGAAUAGCUGCGUCGUCACCAGAGGUUCUUCAUGCGCGAAUACAAUGGCUCACGCAAUACAUUGAAGACAACAUACCUGGAGCGGCCGGGGAACGGAACAUGACUUCAAUAUCUCAGGAAGGGUCACAAGUUGGUGACAAGGGUGAAAGGGGAAUGAACUCCCCAGGAAACCUUGUGCGUGCUCAAUCUAAUGGCCAAGUUCAGAAGGCAAGCCCGCCCCUUGACAAUGCGCACGACAAUACAGAACAGAAAAAGGGGACUUCAGUGACGCGUUGGGAGGGGACAGACAGCCAAAGACCACGGCCGCUGGCAUGUCUUGAUGCUUACUUUCACCACGUUCAUCGGGCAUAUCCGUUCGUCGAUAAAGCGCGAAUUAUGCAAGUGCAGAGUGCGAAUGCGAAUGCGAUGUUGAUAGAGAAUAAUGCUGACUCAAUGAUACUCUACCUCAUCCACGCUAUUGGUCGGACGACUCUUGAGCGAUCAGGAAAGAUUAGUCCGCUGGCUGGGAAAGAGGUUAAACUACCGUAUCCAGUCAUUCUUCAAUAUUGCAUAGAGAAUGAGGGCAUGGAUUCAGUUCAGAUUCUUCUAUUACUGGCGUUGUAUUCACUUUUUGAUCCCGACGGCCCUUCUCCAUGGAUGGUUGUUGGAAUCCUGACGCGGCAAGCCAUGGCACAGGGUCUGACUUCACAGCGCACAACGGGCGCAGACCAUGCGUUGCCAUCAGACGAGCAGUCACAUCGACUGUUUUGGAGCGUGUAUGUACUGGAUCGCAUGGUCGCAUCCUCCGUCGGACAGUCUCCCGGGCUGUUUGUGCCGGACAUUCAUGUCCCACUGCCAGCCGUGACGGUUACUGAGUUUGCCUCGGCGCAGCGAGCAGAGAUUUCGAGUAUGUUGCUGGUAACGCGCCAUGUCAUCCAGCUACGUCGUCUCGAGAGUAAUAUUACGGAUGCGAUCUUUCUACGUCCUCGGGCAGAUGUGCGCUCCUUGUCUCCUUCCGAUCGCACCGCUAUUGUUAGCGAUCUACAUUACGCAGUGGAUAACUGGUACAGCGAUGGGUGCCUCAUUUCUCGUCCAGAACCAAGUAAUGUUAGGAUCCAUGACACCAUGGCCUGGCUUAACGCACGUUACUAUCAACUACUGAUGCUGAUCUAUUAUCCGACACCAUUCAAUCAACCACCACGUCCAGGGUCUCAUGAGCACCUCUUGAAUGUUGUUCAGAAGUAUAUUCAUUACAGCCAUAUAUUGCUGGAACUGGGGCAACUGCCGCUUAACUACAUAACGUUAACCCGAUGCGUCCCUGCAUGCCUUGUCCUUCUAUACUGCUUUGGUCAUGCAGCGAGCACAGUGUUUUCAGCCAAGCAAGAGAUACAAAGCUGUAUAGCGAUUCUUCAGAGCUUCUCCAGCGGUUGGGAUCAUGCCAUGGCCUUGGCCCGGAUUAUGACAGACUUUUCUUCCGUGGUCUCUAUAUACGAAAACCGAUCUGGCAGCUGUCUUGUGACUUUACAAGCACCAACCGUUUUGCAACAUACCGAACAACGAUCACUUUACCCACGCGUGGUUUCACUUAGAGAAGAGCUAAUUGAGGUAGGUGGACGCAUCAUGGGAAAGGCCAAUUGCUAUCAAUGCAUAGAAGGCUGGGAUGUGCAGGCAAUCAGCUCGGGCUCUUCGGACGGCUCAUCCUCAACCGAUGCUGCCGUGACGAGGGACAUUGCAGCUUUGUCUUCACCAUUGGCUGGGGAAAUAGGAUGGGACUUCUUAUAAGGUAGCCGUUAACGUGCCUUGUACAAACGUGGUAGGCUUUCCACACUUGCUAGCCGCAACAUCAGGGUUGUAGAAAGUGCGGCACCUUACGAAAGCUCUACUGGUCGCAUCAAAUCCUUACGAAUAUGCCCAACGACCUCGGGUAUUUUCUCAAUGUGAAUUGGGUGAUUUAUGAAUUGUAUAUCCGCCAUUCAAGCAUUCGCAAUCAGGGACAUAAUUGCCCCCAGUCGCGAUUGAACCUUGGCUACGACGCAUGACGCUAUGAAUCAUCAUUCGACGGAAGGCCAACCAGGAAGGUAGUAAUUGAACCCAACCAUUGACCUUUCCUCUCACCAAUUAUUCUUUAGUCUCGUAAGCCACAUGCCUGGCUCGUGUGGUAGUCCAACUUGUUCUGGCUCUACCCGAGACUUGCACAGGUAUGAUAUCCGAACCUAAACAGGGACCGAAAAUGAAGGUUUCGGAAUAAACCAGGCAACCCAAUACAUUGGACUCGAUCUGAUUCGACAAUAUCCUGAUUCUUCUGUCAAGAAGUGAUGGGCCUAUUUCCUAACAUGGCGAGGCUAUGGUCAGGUAAUGUCG
Messenger RNA from Aspergillus pseudonomiae, 2665 nucleotides. Its product is annotated as Zn(II)2Cys6 transcription factor. Lineage: Eukaryota; Fungi; Ascomycota; Eurotiomycetes; Eurotiales; Aspergillaceae. The coding region runs from base 116 to 2086 and encodes 656 amino acids. The record is from RefSeq and is a predicted model, not a curated record. Gene Ontology annotation, molecular function: zinc ion binding; sequence-specific DNA binding; DNA-binding transcription factor activity, RNA polymerase II-specific. Gene Ontology annotation, biological process: positive regulation of transcription by RNA polymerase II; DNA-templated transcription. The transcript has 2 exons.